Messenger RNA from Hyphopichia burtonii NRRL Y-1933, 2724 nucleotides. RefSeq names its product Zcf9p (gene ZCF9). The transcript is spliced from 2 exons. Gene Ontology annotation, biological process: positive regulation of transcription by RNA polymerase II. Gene Ontology annotation, cellular component: nucleus. Bases 1 to 2724 code for a protein of 907 amino acids. Gene Ontology annotation, molecular function: transcription cis-regulatory region binding; zinc ion binding; DNA-binding transcription factor activity, RNA polymerase II-specific. NCBI's taxonomy places the organism in Eukaryota, Fungi, Ascomycota, Pichiomycetes, Serinales, Debaryomycetaceae. The record is from RefSeq and is a predicted model, not a curated record.
AUGGUGCUUAUUGGACAGCCACAACGGCAUAAUUCGACUUAUUCUGGUAAUAGCUUGAAAGAAGACCCUGCGUCGAGCGAAAAGACAAAGAAUCCCAGAUUUUCGCCUAGUCCUCCGAAGAAUGUCAAGAAUCUGGAAAACUCAUCAGACACUUCGGUGAAAACUAAAAGAACAAAGUCAAGAAAUGGAUGUGUCACCUGUAAGAAGAAACGUUUGAAAUGUGAUGAAACCCACCCGAGCUGUUUGAGAUGCACUGAAAAGAAUAUAGCUUGUGGAGGUUAUGCUACGAAUUUCAAAUGGAGAUCAUUCAAUGAUGAACCUUUUGAACCAAAAGGGUCCAACGCAAAGCCAACCACUUCAAAUAAUACAUCAAAGAAAAGAAAGGCCGAAACCAAAGAGUCGAACCAAGAGCAAGUUAUCCAAAAGCACUUGGAAUUAGCAUCAUUAUCAGUUACUGGUAAAUCAUCGAAAGAAAUCGAACGUGAUUAUCAAAUGAUAUCGCGUGGAGUCAAUCCCACCCCAGAUGCUCUUAUUGGCUCGACGAAAAAGCUAAAGAGAAGCCAAAGUCAAUCCACACCUCAAGAUUCCCACCUUUCUAUUAGUCCCCCCAUGGCUAGGUCUCUUAGCGUAUCUUCUCCACUGGGAUUAUCAUUGGUCAGACAAGACUAUUCCGACAUAAGGAACAGUUCUAAGCCAACUCCACCUUCAGAAGUAAUCGAAGAAUUGCAAAAACCAGACCAAAAAACCAAUAACAAUAAUUCUUUUACUGAUUUAAAUCUCACUCCUCAUUUGACAGCAUUACUCAACUAUGCAUUCACCGGUUCCAAUGAAGAAGCUUAUUAUUUCGGUAAUGAUAAUAAACUUUCGGAUUUAGUCGAUGUUCCAUUGAGUCCCUUGGCCUUAUCUAAUCCUGCUGCUCAAGAGAAGGACAAUUCCAAAAACCACACAAGUAUGGUCCAAUCACCAGGAUUCCGUAAUAUCGAUCUUGCUCAUAAGUUCGAUCCCUUUAUUAACGUACAAUCUCCCGCAGGGGCUACACCAUCUCUCGAGUUCAGUUCUUCUCAACAUGAUUUAUUGAAUUCGGAACAGCAACAAAUUCUUUUCUUAUAUUCUCAAUACACUAGUUCCAUGAUGUCAAUCAAAAACGGACCUUAUGAGAACCCCUGGAAAAGCGUCAUUGCUCCCAUGGCGAAGAAUUAUCCUUGUUUAUUUGAUUCUAUUGCAUGUAUGACUCUAUUUCAUUUAGCAGGAAAUCCAGGGCUAGAAGAAAAUAAAGAGCAUUUACUGUCAAGGGGAGGCGGUUACAUGAAAAGGUGUAUUUUAGAGCUUGCAUCUGGAUUAUCAAAAAUGAAUGAUGAUUUGAAUUGUGAAAAAUCAUUACCAGCCGAUAUUGCAUUAGCAACCUGUUUAAACUUAGCAGUUAGUGAAUCUUUUGAUACCCAUACUUCCAGUGGUAUUGCCCACUUGAAGGGUGCCAAAAGCAUGAUUCAAAAAAUUUUAUCAUUAUUCAGGGAAUUUUACCGUACAAUAUCAAAGAUCAGAAGAGACAGCAAUGCAUCUUCUCAAUCACCAGAAGAUACUCUUCGAAAAGCUAGAGAAGCAUGUAAAGUAUUCAAGAAAAAAUUAGUGUUAGUUGACGAUAGUGAUUGGGAUAAAAUGAUAGAGGACGUAUUAUCAAAUACUUGUCAAGAUGAAAACCUACUUGUUCCAAAAAUUUUACAAUUCUUAUUUAAUAUUUGGAUUUAUUUUGAAGUUUUAGCUCAAAUGACAACAUGUUCUAAUCAUGACGAUAAAGGUAUAGAUUUAGUUGAUACUAUAACCAAUAUCUUACAAGAAACCCAAAAGAAACAUUCUAGUGAUUUAACAUUAGGAGAAAAUGCAGAGACUAAUUUUUUACUUGGGAAUGAUAACUUAUUUGAGAAUUUUGAUUCGUUCAAUCAUGAAUAUAUUGAUCCAUUAUUAGGAUGUGCCCAGUCGUUAUUUUCAAUCAUGGGUGAUGUUGCUAAUUUAAUUAGUAAAAUCAAAAAAUCGAAAAAGAAGGACGGGAAGUCAUUUAGAAAUUCAUUAACCACCAUAACUCGAGCUGCUCAAUUGAGACAAAGAAUAGUUAAUUGGAAGCCAUCAAUUUCGGCAAGCAUGAUUGAUCAAAGUCCAUUAGAAUUGAAUGCAGACUCUGGAUGGGAUAUUCCAUCAUGUAUUGCAUCGGCGGAAGCUUAUCGAUACGCAACAUUAAUUUAUUUGCAUCAAGCAGUUCCUGAAAUUCCUCUGUUAGCAUCCCAUGUAUUAGCAGAGAAAAUAUUCAUUUUAUUAGCAUCAAUACCUACUACAUCUAAUUGUUCAGCUAUUCACAUUUUCCCUUUAUUAGUUGCUUCAUGUGAAGCAGAAUCUGGUGAAGAAAGAGAAUGGUGUGAAGCCAGAUGGGCAGUUUUGGCAGGGAAAUUAUGGCUUGGUAAUAUAGACCGUGCUUUAGAAGUGGUGAAAGAAGUUUGGACCAGAAAAGAUGAAUAUAAUAAUAAGAGAAGUCGAGAUGAAGAAUUGAUCAAGUUUGGUAUUUCGAAUACCGACUCAAACAGUGACAUUGCAGUACAACUAAGUGGAUUAAUGGCUGCUGUUAAUAACGAAUCACAAGCUGCAGUGGUAGAUGACCUCAAGGGCACCAUCCAUAGCAGAAUGCACUGGAGUACUGUAAUGAGAGAAUGGAAUUGGGAAAUAUUAUUAGGUUAG